Messenger RNA from Hemiscyllium ocellatum (epaulette shark), 1805 nucleotides. It is a transcript of the gene dph3, whose product is annotated as diphthamide biosynthesis 3. The record is from RefSeq and is a predicted model, not a curated record. Bases 167 to 418 code for a protein of 83 amino acids. Gene Ontology annotation, molecular function: metal ion binding. Lineage: Eukaryota; Metazoa; Chordata; Chondrichthyes; Orectolobiformes; Hemiscylliidae. The transcript is spliced from 3 exons. Gene Ontology annotation, biological process: protein histidyl modification to diphthamide.
GGGGUUGUUGAGGAAAGGCGCAGGCGCGUUUGUGGAGGGGGAAACUGGUUGAAGAAAGGUGCAGGCGCGUUCGUGAGUGGGUUACCUUGAAGAAACGCGUGGAGCUGAGUGCCGGUUGGAGGCCGCAGGCUUGUUCGGGACAGUGAGGUCUCUGUGAUCCGUCAUCAUGUCCGUAUUUCACGAUGAGGUGGAAAUCGAGGAUUUCGAGUAUGAUGAGGAGACGGAGAGUUAUUAUUAUCCGUGUCCGUGUGGAGACAAGUUCAUCAUUAGCAAGGAAGACCUGGAAAAUGGAGAAGAAGUUGCAACUUGUCCAAGUUGUUCUUUGAUAAUCAAAGUAAUUUAUGAUAAAGAUCAGUUCAUGUCUGGAGAAAUAGUGGAAAUGGUGACUACAGAUAAAUUAGAAAAAAUGAAAUGCUGAUUGUUGAGAUGCUCUGUCCUAAUGAACAUAAGGCAUGUUCUAUUAAGGAGAAACAAAUAAUCAACGUGGAGAUGAAAUGCAGUUACUACAACUGUUUGAAGUUGCAGUUUAUAGACUGUGAGCUAAUCUCCUUGACUACUGGUUCAUUCACUUAAAAAUGCAAAUUGAAGGCCAAAACCAGUAAAGUAAAAUCAACAAAUUAUCACUUAUUCAAAUAUAAACUAACUACAGACAUUGGAAAACAGCAAGUGGCGGAGUUAGUCAGCAGGUCAGACGGUCUGUGGAGACAAAUAGAGUUAACGUUUCAAUUCUGGUAUAAGGUAAUCUCAACCUGAAAUAUGAACUUUUUUUUUUCUGUUAUUUUCUAACCUGUUGACUGUGCAGCAUUUGUUUUUAUUGACCGUCAUUUGUAUGAUUCCGAAAAGCCAUUUGAGCUUUCACCUGACACUCUUGUUAUGUUGGUAAAGCAUGAGAUAAAUUUUAGGGUUCUCGAAGAAAAUCAGGGAUAGUGGAUAUUAUUAUCUUGUUGCUGGCUGCCAUUUUUUUGGUUUUGAAAUGCUCUUGCUAAGCAAACUAUCCACAGCUAAAUGUUUACAGUUGGAAAUAAGAAUAUGAUUAACUUAUACAAAGGAUUCUGAUCAGGUUGAGAGAAUUAUUUUUGACUGGAAGUUUUGAGAAUCUUGAUGUGGCACUGCAAUAUUAUAUUUUUAACGUUCUGAAUCUGCAAAAUUCCCAACUUUGGAAGUGGACAUAAAAUAUUGAAUGAUCCUGCCAUAAUUAAAUGAUCACUGUUGUUACAUUUGAUAGAUGCAAACUUUUGCAAAUAUAAUGCCUUCCUAAAUUGACAAUAUUGAAAAUCCAAGUAAUUCUCUAAUGUGGUUAGAAUCCUAUUCACCUGUAUUUACUGAUGCAUUUAUCUUUUCUGGAUUCCUGACCCACUGGAGUCUGCAGUAAAUCAUAAAGAUUUUUUGGAAGUUGAUUCUUUGCACAAUGUGAAGUAGCUUAAUGGCCCUACAGACUGUAUACUGGACAUUAUACCAAAGAAUAGCUUGUAAAUGGGUGCUACUUUUACAACUUUUCUAAUUUGGUAAUUUUGGUAAAUGAAAUGUACUUGUUAUCUAAUUAGAAAUUGUUAAAGUAGUUAAAAUACACAUUGAAAGUUUUUCAUCUUGCAUUCAUCAGGAGCACAAUUAAACCAAAUUUCAAUGGUCAAUUAUUGAUUUUCAGUUCCAAUCAGCAUCCUUUACUCAUGUAGUGAAUUGUUGCUCCCUUUUGAAAUAGGUAUCCUUGCACCUGAACUGAUGCAAGAUGAAAAACUUAUACAAAAUGUCUGUCUUUAGCAAUAUUCAAUUUAAAUUGCACAGGUGAAAAGAAAUAGAUGGAUAGC